Sitodiplosis mosellana (orange wheat blossom midge) is the source of this 4573-nucleotide messenger RNA. RefSeq lists its product as uncharacterized. The record is from RefSeq and is a predicted model, not a curated record. Gene Ontology annotation, biological process: regulation of DNA-templated transcription. Gene Ontology annotation, molecular function: protein binding. The transcript has 10 exons. The coding region runs from base 1154 to 2587 and encodes 477 amino acids. Lineage: Eukaryota; Metazoa; Arthropoda; Insecta; Diptera; Cecidomyiidae.
UAAAUCGACUUCAAGCCUAUGAAGUGAAUUUGCAUACAAAUCAUGAAUCAUUUUCUAUUUCUUAAUUGCUUUGUGCUUUGCAUGAGUUUUCUAUUCGUUGUGCUCAAGCGCUUUCGAUAAAUGAUGCGAAGCGAGGAGAAAAAACUUGUACAAAUUAAUAUCUGGACCCUGCUCUAAUUCAGAUUCAUAUUGAAUUCAAGAGUAAACAAUGAAAAAAACCAAUAUUAAAAAAAUACAAUAAGUUCACAUCAACUUUGAAAUGUUUUAAAAUAGUGAAUUUUUGAGCACGUGUGAGACCCAUUUUUUGACAUCCGUAUCAUCAAAAUCGCACUUUGUUACGUUAAAUUAUUUUCGUUGGUUAAUGAUCGGAUUUCGAUGUGAAAUUUAUUUUUUAUUAAAAUAAAUCAGUGAAAUUGGUUUCAUUGAUCGCUUUGAAAAGAAAAAACGAACACACAAUUUCCUCUACUCGAUAAGAGAACUUCAAAGCGAAUCGCGAUAUUACAUUAUAUCUCAAUUAGUGGUUGGACCAUUUUGUUUCGCCAGAAAUUAUAAUUUCACUCGAAAUUGGUGUAAUUUUCCCUGAAACAAUUUUAACAAGUUCGACUUUUCUCCUUAUUUGCUACGCAGAGUCACACCGACAAACAUACGGCAUCAAAUGCGAAAGUUAACUAAUUCCAUUUCUUCACUCUCUUUCCAUCGGCAUAGAGCAGCAAGGCCAUUUGGAUAUUCGCAUUAUAUUUCUUUUAUUCAACGAUCAUAGGCGCUCAAUUCAAAACGAAAUUUAAAUUUUUAAAUUAGGUUUUUUUUAGCCAAUUUUAUAAAUGAGCCAUCACAACAAAACACGAACAACAGACAACAAAUUCAUUCGUAUUGGAAACUGAAUUAAAACGUGAAAAGAGAAAGACGCACAGUUCAGUUUCACCAUUCAUAUCAAAAUUAUCACAUCACACAAACUAUUUGAUUGAUGCACUACAUUUGCCCGAGAAAAAAAAAGCAUUAUUGAACAUUCAAUCGAAGCGAUAUUUUCAUUCUAACGAGAUAAUAUACUAACUCAAUCGGCUGUGUUUGUUGGUAGCUGCAACGAAUCCGGUCAAUUUUGUUCCACUUGUUGAUUCAUUCGAGACUUGGUCCAUUGGAAACUUUACCGCGGGAAAUGGUUUCACGUCGAAAGAUUUUAUCUCGUUCGCGAGAUGAUCUGAACCUAGAACAUCAAUAUCAGCAGCAACAAGACGAAGAAGAAGAUGUUUGGUAUCAAAAAGAUAAGCUCUAUAAGGAACACAUUCAAGAAGUUUUAGAUAAGUGGACUCAAAUCGAUGACGAAAUAUGGGCCAAGGUGAUCGUAUUCGAACGUAAUCGGAGAGUGGCCAAAGCAUAUGCACGAGCACCAGUAUUAACGAUAAAUGGCUCUGACGAUGGUUUUGAUGGUAUGAGAAUCGGUUUAAGUGGUUUCGAUAAUCCAAUGAGAGACCCAAAGACGGAAGAACUAAAGCGGCAUGUCGGACAGGGUGUUAAAAUCAAGAUGGAUGACGCUGGUAAUAUUUUAAUUCGACGUUAUGCCAAAAGCAACGUUUAUGUCAAAAGUACAGCAGCAAAUGCUAAUGAUGAGACGGCCAUCGGAGCAGAAAUCUUGAAACAACCAAAUUCUGCAUUAGAGAGUGAAAAAAUUGUUAAGUUAUUUGAUAUGAAAAAGUUUCAAUCAAAUGUGAACCGUGAAUUGAGGAGGGCAUAUCCAGAUCGUAGGCGAUUAGAAACGCAGUGCCUUUCGCUAGUUGCAUUCGUUAAAGCUGAAAAUGACAUUUUGGAUUGCCCAAUAUGGGUGCUUAUAGUAAAUGUAGUAGCAAUGGAUAUGCUGAAGAGUAAACUACCGCCAGUGCAUCGACCACUCGAUAUAAAGAAUCGGCCAAGGAUUCCAAUUCCAGAUGAAGACCCUUACAGCAUAGCAGGUAAUGGUGGGGGUAGUGGUAGUUCGGGUAGUUCUGGUUUUGGCAAUAGUAAUAGCGCUCCAGGUCAUGUAGCAGCCACCCGCGAACAAUUAUUAUUACAAACACAAAAACUAGCGUCACGUCGUAGUGAGAAACCACCGAAACUGCCGCCACGCGAUAAUAUUUAUCAUCCACAUGAUAUUCCAAAGCCUGACUAUGAUGACAUCAACGAAGAUGAUCGAUUGAAAGCAUUCCGUGUUAAAUCAGACAAAGGGCGAGAUCUAAACAAAAAAUAUGAUGAUCCCUACUACUGUGGUUUACGGGCGCGUGUACCAAAUUUCGUGGUAAAAUCAUCGAAAAACAAGGCUAAAGAUAAUUUGUCACCAAUGAAGAGAAUAUCCGUAUCUAAUUUACAACACCCAGCCGCAUCAUUGGCGUCACUGCACCAACUGCAUCAGAUGCAUCCUCAACACUUGUAUGGUAGUCAUCAUGCGCACUCAGCACAAUAUCCACACCAUAUGAUGUUACAUACUAGAAGUUUUGAAAGCGGAAUUGAUUCUGACAUGAUCGAAUCACCAUACAAUCAUAUCUACGGGCGGUUACCGUUACCAACGCGCGGGUAUAUUCCUCAGCAGAGAGCUAUGUACAUCGGGGAAUGGGACUGAACGUUUGCAUCUGAUUCAAAAGAAGUGACUUAAAACAUUAAGACAAAUCUUAGAAGAUCUUGAAAAUUGUACUUCCUUUCUUUUAAGUUUCGAUGCUGUCUUUUUGCGCUUUCCACAGUCGGUUUUCUUUAAUGUUCAUUCACAACAGGAAACAUUGUUGAACGUUCAAUCUUUCUUUCUUUACUUUUUUUUUACUUAAAUUUGGGAGGGGGCUCCCAAACCAACUUGACCAAUUUUAUUAAAUGUAUUAAAUUUUUUAUCAGUUAAUUAUUUAUUAUUACUUCGCUGCCAAUUUUAUGAUGAUGAUGAACGUUGUAAGUUAUUGUACCAAACAUUUGAAAGUAAAAGGUAAACAAAAAAAUGUUGGAGCUAGCCACAUUCAGUUUAAUACUUAAGAUAAUGGAAAAGUAGACGCCAAACCAGUUUUCACUGCACUAAUGAACGCGCCAUGAAGAGAAUUGUCUGUCUUAGGAGAAAAAAAAUCAACAAGAAAUGUAAAAAAUGUACUAUUCAAUCAAUAGAAUAUUGUAGUGUGUGAAUGUGUGUGUAUGUGUUAGAAAUUGCCAAAAAAAAACGUUCGCUACUGACUUCUUUUUAGUGAAUGCCAUUUUUUUUAAUACCAAAAGCUAUUUUUGAAAUAUACAAAUUUACCAUCCGCUUAAAAAUUGUUUCGGUUUGGCUGAUUAAAAUCUAUUUGAGUGUUAUUGAGCCGUCAAUGCGUAUACAGGCAUUUAAUUGUAAUCAUUGAAAAUAGCUUUAAUUAAUGGUACUUUUUUUCUGAGCGAUCAGAUGUUAAAAAAAAAGAAAGAAAUAUAUUCAAUAGCAAUAUCGAUGCAAAGCCGUCCUUAUCAUUGUACCGAUAAGGAUUGAUUUGCUUAUACGCUUACAUAAACGCUAUGGCAGUCUGACAGGCAUUGACUAAAGCUACAAAGUGCAUUAUAGUUGUUCCAAAGUUCCGUCUAGAGAAUACAGUGAAGAUCGUAGCUAAAUCACAAAUCAGAUAUUGUUCAAGCAUAUGCGAACUAUCUUUGUCCCAACAACUGUCAGACAACUUUUAAAGUCCCAUAAGCGUAUAAGGGCUAAGUUUUGCAUAAAUUAGUCACUAAUUGAUUCAAAAAACAAAAACAUUGUAAUGAAUUUGUUUUUUUUUAUAAAUAUACAUUUUUAAGAGCUUAGAAUAGUGAAUCAGAAUAUUUUUUUUUGUAUAGUUCUUCUAAAUAAUAGUUUAAUAGUUUGAAAGUAAGUAGGGCCAAAAUUAUUCCAAUAGCAUUGUCCCUAUUGACAAUCUAUUUGGAAUAUGUUCAAACAACUUGCAUGGCAUUUAAAAAAAAUUAUAUAAAAUUGUUCAUAUGAAAAACUGGCAUUUUCGUAGCAAAAACGGUUUUUGGAAAACCCAAAAAUUUGCUCAAGAAUCCAAAUAUUCAUACUAACUGUAUCAGAGUCGAAUACGACUUAAGUCUUCACAUUUACACUUCGAAGUAAACACAUUGUGAUGUGACACGAAUAAUUGCAAUUUUUUUUAUGCUAAAUGCUGGUAAUAUCAUCUUGAAUUUUUUUUUCUCUCCAAUACUUCGGAACCAUACGCAUGUUCAUAUGUAAAAUAUUUAAAAGACAUUGUACAUAUGCCCCGGAAAAAUACAAUCAAUAUUAUAAUGGCUGAAUUUCGGGAAUAGUUGAUCGAAUAAAAGAUACACAAAAUUGUUGUAGCUUUCUAAUUAUUUUGAUGAUACUACAGAAUAUGUACCAUUCAUCGUCACAUCAGUUUUUAGAUGAAUAUAAUCAGAAUAGAACAAGAAUUUAUGUUUAGAUCGAUUUUUUUUAGAUAACAAUUCUCAACUAUCUUUUGCACUUCAUUAAUUCUUUCUUCAAAAAACCAUGCAUAUGUGAAUUAGAAUAUAAAAUUGUAAAAUGGUAGUAAAUUGUAAUUUUUUUCUUUCAAAUAUUAAAAAGGUGAAGGUAAAUAAAAUGAAAAAAAAAUUUAAAAAA